AUGAUAGACUAAAACUUAAAAGACUAAAUUAUUUAUCAGGUGAAGGAACAGGUCCUUCUUAUUAUGGGAGCAUGUAUAACUUUAAUUUCAACUCCUAUUGUUCUUACUGUUAUGGGAUCUAAUGCUCUAACUUGGCUAGAUCAAAAAUUAUCUUCAACUAAAGAACCUUUAUCAAAGAGAAUUGGUGAAUUUGUCAACUGCAAGACCUAAAAGACUUUUGAAAAAUUAGUUUAAAUAAAAGAGGACUAUUAUUUUGUUAAUUGGAUUAUAUUAACCGGUGUUAUUGUACCAUUAUUCUUUAUAAUAGCAGCAUACCAUUCAUAUUGCUGUGAGUUUAGUAUUUUAUUAUGGGUAGCAUAUCACUCAUUUAGAUUAGGUCCAAAUCAAAUAUUUGCUUCUUACAUUUUUGCUUUAGCUCAUAAAGAAGGUCAUAUGAGUGGCUUAAUCUACAAAAACAAUUUACUUGGUAACAUAUUAGGCAAUGUUUACAAUUGGUAUAUUGGCAUUUUUUAUGGGUUGGUUCCAUAAAGUACUUACUAUGGACACUGCUUAAAUCACCAUAAGUAUGAUAAUCGCCAAGACGAUUUAAUUUCUUGCUCAGACAGAGAAAGAGAUUCUAUGCUCAAUUACCUUCGUUAUAUCCCUAGAUUUUCAGGUUAUUCUACUAAUACUACCACUAUCAUUUAGUUCUAUAAGGAAAAGCACUACGACAUGGUCCUUAAAAUUAUAUAUGGAACUUUAUAUUGGAUUGGAAUUAUACUUGUAUUUGGUUAAAUAUUUGGAUGGAAAUUCUCUAUUGGAUACAUAGUCUACCCUAUGAUAGAAACAAACUUUAUAUUUAGCGGUUUCGCUUGGGGAUGGCAUGCAUUCAUUGAUCCUGAAGAUCCUGAGAACGAGUUUAUUAAUAGUGUAACCAUCGUUGACGGAGAAUUUAAUGAUCUCAACGAAGGUUAUCAUGUUGUCCAUCAUCAAUAUCCUGGUCUCCACUGGUCAAAAAAUAAAGAAUUAUUUGAAAAGCAUAAAGAUGAAUACUAUAAGGGUAACUAGGCCACAAUGUUCAACUCAAUUGAGUCUUAUCAGCUAUUUUUGCUAAUAGUUACAAAAAGAUACGACAUUAUGGCACAAAAGAUGGCCUUUAGAUUAGAAUUAAAUACAGAAUAAAGAAAAGAAUUACUUAAAACAAGGCUAAGGACUAUUACUUGGGGUCCCUAUACUAACACAGUAUAAAAAAGACAUAAAGAUAUUUGA
Molecule: messenger RNA, 1248 nt
Organism: Tetrahymena thermophila SB210
Lineage: Eukaryota; Ciliophora; Oligohymenophorea; Hymenostomatida; Tetrahymenidae
Product: fatty acid desaturase family protein
Exons: 1
Biological process (GO): lipid metabolic process
Source: RefSeq, a predicted model, not a curated record